ACCUCAGCCUUUGCCCCGAUCACAGCAGGCUGGGGGCAGAUAGUGAGGAAGAGACAGAGGGCAGUUUAGAGUCUCAGCAUGCCGGCGUACUCCACCAACAUGAGGCUCAAGUUUCCCAUCUUGGCCUUGAUACUGGAGCUCGUCACCAUUCUCCUGUACGCGCUGUUCGUGGUGUACGAUGAUGGCAAAUCUUCAGGUCAUGAUGACAAAGAUAACAGCAGCGACCCUCAUCAUGAGAAGAGCAACCCUGUGGCCUUGUACCCUAUGUUUCAGGAUGUCCACGUGAUGAUCUUCAUUGGCUUCGGUUUCCUCAUGACCUUCCUGAAGAGAUAUGGUUUUAGCAGUGUGGGACUCAACCUGCUGCUGGCUGCCUUCGGUCUGCAGUGGGGUUUACUCCUGCAGAACAUGUGGCACAUGCACGAUGGAAAGAUCAUGGUUUCUGUCGGAAGCAUGAUCAACGCAGAUUUCAGCACAGCCACAGUGCUGAUCUCGUUUGGUGCCGUACUGGGGAAGACCAGUCCAGUGCAGCUGCUCAUCAUGACCCUGCUGGAGAUCACCACCUUCUGCAUCAAUGAGCACCUGGCUGUCACAAUGCUGGGGGCCUCUGAUAUUGGUGCCUCCAUGACCAUCCACGCUUUUGGAGCAUACUUUGGGCUUGCUGUGGCUCGCGUGCUUUACCGUCCUGGUCUGCGUAACGGCCACGAUAAUGAAGGCUCUGUCUACCACUCUGAUCUGUUUGCAAUGAUUGGUACUGUGUAUCUGUGGAUGUUCUGGCCCAGCUUUAACUCUGCCAUCGCUGAACCCGGAGCUGCACAGCUCAGGGCCAUUGUUAACACCUACUUCUCUCUGGCUGCGUGCACACUGGCUGCCUAUGCCACCUCCAGCCUGGUGGAAGGAAAGGGAAAACUGGACAUGGUCCACAUCCAGAACGCUACACUGGCCGGUGGAGUUGCUGUUGGAACUUGUGCUGAUAUGGCCAUUGGUCCUUUCGGAGCCAUGGUGAUCGGAGUCUGUGCUGGAAUUAUCUCCACUCUCGGCUUCAAAUUCCUCUCUCCCAUCCUUGCAUCCAGCCUGGGAAUUCAGGACACUUGUGGAGUGCAUAACCUGCAUGGCAUGCCCGGCAUUCUAGGUGGCUUGGCUGGAAUUUUAGCCGCUCUACUGGGAAAGAAAGAAAAUGUGUUUCCAGGCACUCAGGCUGCAGCUUUGGCCUCAUCAAUUGGUUUUGCCCUGGUUGGAGGUGCAAUCACUGGUCUCAUAUUGAAGCUUCCAUUCUGGGGGCAGCCACCUGACCAGAACUGCUUUGACGACUCUAUCUAUUGGGAGGUUCCUGAGGAGGAAGAGGAGGCCGGCGAGAGUCUGGCUCAUGCUGAUCAUUCGAAGAACAAAUCAGAGCCCUAAUAAACCCUUUACAGAGAACCAACACCCACAAAUCUAAAUCCAUAACCAACUCAGGGUACUCAACCACCAGCACAUCAUUUCAAGAGCAGCUUCUGUAAACCUUAAACUAACUCUUAUAACCAUUCAGCCCUCACUAAAGCUUUUUUCUGGGUGGUUGUAAUAUUGAUACAUUUUAAUCUGGGACCAUUUUACCAAGUCCCAGAUGGAGCAAAUUAUUAUAAACUAGAAAAUAAACCCAAUUUACCAGCAAACAUGUUGUUCCCACUGACCCACAGUGUGCAAUAAAAACUUAAAAUAAAAGCAGAUCUGCACAAAAUAAGUUAGGGACCUGUGUGGACUAGUGCACAUGGGGGAACACAUCAGCAUUCUAGUAGAUGUUCCAUUGAUAUGUCAAAACCAACAAUCCCACAAUAGUUGGAUCUGGCUUAUGAGUUAGGUCCAAAAACAGCAAGCAUAGAAUUCUAGUAGCAACUUAAUCAAACUAGUUAAAACACCAUUAGCAAAACCCUUUUAGCUAAAAUGCUCAAAUUGCUAAACCCAUGUAGCUUAUUCCAGUUAGUUAAACCCGCCUAAUCAAAACCAUCUAAAUACACCAACUAGUUAAAUCCAUGAAGCAAAUACAACUAGUUAGAACCAACCAUUUUUUUUUUAGUUUGAGUUUUUUAAUUUUUUUUAGUUAAUUAUUUAGUUCUUUAGCUAUAGUGCAAUUUCUCAGUGGAUAGUUGUAGUCCAGGUGUUUCUCAAUUCUGGUCCUGGAGGCACCCUGCUAUGCACAUUUUAGUGUUUUUCCUGCACCCAACACACCUGAUUCAACUAAUCUGUCCAUUUUUACGUCCUUCCAGAGUGUCAGGGGGUGUGAUAAAGCAUGAAAUCACCUAAAAUGUGCAGGGCAGGGUGUCUCUAGGACCAGGAUGGAGAAACACUGGUUGUAGGCUAUGACAUUUGGUCAUUAUUUCUUGCUGAAGUUCUGAGCCAUAGCCUGAGGAUUAGGGACAAUCUUUCCUCAGUGUUGCUUUACACAGUUUCCACUACAGAAUUGCAUUAUAAUGUAAGAAAGAAUACAAUUAGACCAAAUAAGCUAAUACAAAGAAGCCCAUUAAAAUGAGAUUCCUCACUGUUAAAGUUAAUAUGCAGAAACUAUCUAUAUAUGUAUAAUUGUAACUGACCACAUUAUUCUAACAUGUAGCGUAUAACAUUUAAGUAUAUUUUAAAUAACUUUCACAAUUUUGUUUUCUUCUUAUUAUUUUUGAACAGUCUACUUUUAGAUUUCACAUGUCAGUCUAAUUGACACAGUACUCACCUUUACUCUAAAUGUAGUCCAUUAGUGUUAACAUGUUUAGUGUCUGUUUAAGUUUACUUCUUUAGUUUUGCACUGGAGCUAACAGGCUAAUAUGGCUAACCAGUACUGAAAGCCUAUGUACACCAGUUAGCAUUGUGCACAUUCUGUGUGUGUUUCGAACUCUUAUGUAUUUUUAAAAUUACUUUAGUAAAUCUAAUAGUGAUUACCUUACAAACAAGCCCUGAGGCGAAUGUGUGAUAAUUUAAUUAGCACCUUGCUAAUGGGCUACAUGCACUUCCACCACUUGUUAGCUACAUUAGCCUUAAAAAAUCAGUGCCGCUAAAGAAGCAAGCAAAGGAUUUGCAGAUAGGUUAUGUUUAUGGUAAAGGGGUGGAUUUGUAUAAAUCUGAUUUGUCUUUUAACUGUCGCUUUAAUAAAUGUGGACACAGGCGGUCUUCGUGUUCUUGCUGUUGGUCUGUGUGAGAGGAUUUAGACAAUACUGAAAGGACAAUCCAGUCAGAACCAGCACAAACCAGACAGCAAGAGAGAUAAGGCCGACUUAAUAUGAAGCAUGUUGUAUUUGAAUGUUUGAUAGUGUGCAUGUGUGUGUUUGUGUGUUUUUAUAUCUCAUGCUCAAGCCACUAGCGUAGUUAGGCAAAUGUAGUCCGCUUGGCAGAACCAGAAGUAUUACAAGAAGAAUAAAAGUGUAAUGAAUAUAUACUGUCUUUAUUAAUAAAUAUGUUUUUAUACAA
Molecule: messenger RNA, 3429 nt
Organism: Astyanax mexicanus (Mexican tetra)
Lineage: Eukaryota; Metazoa; Chordata; Actinopteri; Characiformes; Acestrorhamphidae
Gene: rhag
Product: Rh associated glycoprotein
Exons: 10
Coding region: 79-1398 (439 amino acids)
Biological process (GO): ammonium transmembrane transport; ammonium homeostasis
Cellular component (GO): plasma membrane
Molecular function (GO): ammonium channel activity
Source: RefSeq, a predicted model, not a curated record